GGGAGGUGGGGCUCGGGGGAGCGCGCAGCCUCUUUGGAGAGCCGCAGGGCCACCACCCGCGCCUGAGCCUUGGAUCCCUCAACGUACUGCGAGACGCCGGUGUACAGCCCGGACCUGUGCCCCAACAUGAUCGCCGCCCAGGCCAAGCUGGUUUACCAGCUCAACAAAUACUACACCGAGCGCUGCCAGGCGCGCAAGGCGGCCAUCGCCAAGACCAUCCGAGAGGUCUGUAAGGUGGUCUCGGACGUGCUCAAGGAGGUGGAGGUGCAGGAGCCCCGCUUCAUCAGCUCGCUGAGCGAGAUCGAUGCCCGCUACGAGGGGCUCGAGGUCAUCUCGCCCACCGAGUUCGAGGUGGUGCUCUACCUCAACCAGAUGGGCGUCUUCAACUUCGUGGACGACGGCUCGCUGCCGGGCUGCGCGGUGCUCAAACUCAGCGACGGCCGGAAGCGCAGCAUGUCCCUCUGGGUGGAGUUCAUCACCGCGUCCGGCUACCUCUCGGCGCGCAAGAUCCGCUCUCGCUUCCAGACGCUGGUGGCCCAGGCGGUGGACAAGUGCAGCUACCGGGACGUGGUCAAGAUGAUCGCCGACACCAGCGAGGUCAAGCUGCGCAUCCGGGAGCGCUACGUGGUGCAGAUCACCCCGGCGUUCAAGUGCACCGGGAUCUGGCCACGCAGCGCGGCGCAGUGGCCUAUGCCCCACAUCCCCUGGCCCGGCCCCAAUCGGGUGGCGGAGGUCAAGGCCGAAGGGUUCAACUUGCUCUCCAAGGAGUGCUACUCGCUGACCGGCAAGCAGAGCUCGGCCGAGAGCGACGCCUGGGUGCUGCAGUUCGGGGAGGCGGAGAACCGCCUGCUGAUGGGCGGCUGCCGGAACAAGUGUCUCUCGGUGCUCAAGACGCUGCGGGACCGCCACCUGGAGCUGCCGGGCCAGCCGCUCAACAACUACCACAUGAAGACGCUGCUGCUGUACGAGUGCGAGAAACACCCGCGGGAAACGGACUGGGACGAGGCGUGCCUGGGCGACCGGCUCAACGGCAUCCUGCUGCAGCUCAUCUCGUGCCUGCAGUGCCGCCGCUGCCCGCACUACUUUCUGCCCAACCUCGACCUCUUCCAGGGCAAGCCCCACUCGGCCCUGGAGAGCGCUGCCAAGCAGACCUGGAGGUUGGCCAGGGAAAUCCUCACCAAUCCCAAAAGCCUGGACAAACUAUAGGGCGCCUGGGACUGCUUGAAAAGCGACAACACGCGCGGGCGGGCUCUCAGACACACAGCACACGACUCCGCGAGCGGCAGCGCAGACUCGGGACACAAACUUUUAUGUCGGUCACCUGAAAGGCACGGGCGACGGGCAGAAGAGCUCCGCUCAUGGAGAAGCCAACGGAAAAAGAGAGCAAACCAACCAACCAACCAAAAAAGAAAAAAAGGAAAAUCACACUCUUGCACAAAAGUGAUCAAGUGAUCGUUUCUUUCCAAACAAUGUGAAUUUAAAAGGUCACACAAAAGAAGCAUUCGGGCUUUGCCACCACAAAAUGAAACCCAAGGUACAGUUUCAAAUCAAUGUAUAGUAGCUUUCGCCCCUUUUCCCUCUGUCCCCUCUCCUUUCUCUUUGCUCUCUCUUCAUUUCGUUUUGCUUUUGGUUGCCUGAAUGUUGUCACCAAGUGAAAAAACUUAUUUAACUAUAUGUAAAAUUUCUCUUUUAAAAAAAGUUUUACUGAUGUUAAAUGUAUCUCAGUGCCAAUGUCAGACUGUGCCCUCCUCUCUCCUCUCUACCCUCACCCCAA
Messenger RNA from Tupaia belangeri chinensis (Chinese tree shrew), 1774 nucleotides. RefSeq names its product mab-21 like 2 (gene MAB21L2). The record is from RefSeq and is a predicted model, not a curated record. The transcript has a single exon. Lineage: Eukaryota; Metazoa; Chordata; Mammalia; Scandentia; Tupaiidae. The coding region runs from base 127 to 1206 and encodes 359 amino acids.